AAAAUCUUCGCAAAUUCUCGCGAGAGCAUCAUUUAUUGACAAUAUGGAGGACAACGCGGGAGAUAAAACCUCAGAGCCGGAAAAAAACGAAAAUUCAUAUCAACAGAGAAUGGAUAGUGAUAUGGAUACCACCAACAGUGAUGCUCCUGUUCAAACAAAUUCAGCUAACACAGAUUCUCAAGACAUGGUAGAUCAAGGUAUUACACAAAUUCCAGGAGCUGCAACAAAAUUGGAUUCCGGAGAAACUCCCACUGAUGCUUUAUCUCUGUGCUAUUGUGGGAAAGGAAGGAAUCUGGGUGCAGUGGAGUUACAGUGUGGAUUUUGUUACAAAUGGUUUCAUUCUGAUUGUAUUGGCUGCUAUAUUGGGACAUGUAUACCUUUCAUGACAAAUUACCAGUUUUCCUGCAAGCAGUGCAGUCCAAAUGGUCUGGAAUAUUUCAACAGAAAGCAAGCUAGUUUUACACAGAUUUGUUACACCACUAUAGCCAACUUAACCAACCAGGCCAGAAAUCGUGGGGAGGAAAAGAUGCUGUUCUCAAAAGAAAAGGAAAUUAUACCAUACAUUGAAAAGCAGUGGGAAAACUUAACAACCAUGGCAAGGAGAAUAAAGACAACGUGGCACACAACUGUCACAAAAACCCUGACAAAAGAAGUAGAACUUUUUUCUUCAUCUGAAGAGACAAUAGCAGACCCAAUGUAUGGCCUGGUCAUGGCGGAUUUGUUCAAAGUUGGUCCUGGCUAUGAAUUAUUAAAGCAAGGCAGUGUGCUACAGACAGGCCAGAAGACGGGGUCUCUUGUAGACAGUAAAGGAAGGGGAACAAAGAGGAAAGCUCCUGAUAGUAUACAGCCGGUCGGAUCACGACUUAAGAGAAGUGAUGUAAACACCAUGGCCAAACUGGCCCCCCAUGGCUACCCUCUAGAGCACCCCUUUAACAAGGAUGGGUACCGCUACAUCCUGGCUGAGUCUGAUCCCCACGCUCCAAACAGACAAGCUUUCGAUGAAAGUCUAGACUGGGCAGGAAAACCUAUCCCGGGAUACCUGUACAGGACCUUCCUCGGAGCAGAGGUUCUCAUCGCACUCAAUGACAGAGCUCCUCAGUUGAAAGUGUCAGAAGACAGGCUGUCAGUGACGGGAGAUAAGGGCUACAGUCUUAUCAGGGCAACACAUGGAGUGAGGCGUGGUGCAUGGUACUACGAGGUCCUGAUCGAGGAGAUGCCUGCUGAUACAGCUUCAAGGAUCGGCUGGUCACAAGAACUAGGUAAUCUACAGGCACCAGUUGGCUAUGAUAAGUUCAGCUACUCUUGGCGUUCAAGCAAGGGAACCAAGUUCCACCAGAGUCGAGGUAAACACUACAGCAGCUCUGGGUAUGUGGAGGGCGACGUUAUAGGGUUCUUUAUACACAUGCCCGAGCCAGAGGAUGCCAGGAAAACCUUACCUCAGACGUACAAAGACAGGCCAUUGGUGAAGUUUAAAAGUCAUCUGUACUAUGAGGAAAAAGAUUAUGUAACGGAAACAGAGAAGAAUCUAAAACCUAUUAGGGGAAGUCAGAUGAUUAUGUACAAGAAUGGCGUCUCACAGGGGAUAGCCUUCGAGGAUGUAUAUGAGGGCUGGUACUAUCCCUGUAUAUCCCUGUAUAAAAAUACUAAGGUGACUGUUAACUUUGGACCAGAUUUUAAGUAUGCUCCACAGGGUCUGAAGGGUUUUAGGCCUAUGUCGGAUGCAGCGUCCCAGACCAUGAUCGAGUAUGCUCUCGCUGAUAUUUUGUACCAUGUGGAAAAUGAAGGCAAGCUGCCAGAGUUUUGAUUGAACAUUGCAAAAAGAUUGAACAUCAAAGAUUUUAUGAACAAAAGUGUGAAAAAUAGGUAAUACAACAGAUGUGUCAGGCCACACUGAACCGAGAAUGGAACAAAGGACUGGGCUUAAAGUAUAUAACAGAUUGGUCAAGCUGCACAGACUGAACAGAAGGACAAAGAUGAUUAUUAACUAAUCAAUUCAAACAGUUUACAUUGUUGUCCUCUUUAUACCACAUUCAGUUAUGAAAUCUCUUAUCAUUUGGUCAGUGAGUUGUCAUAUUCUUAAAGUUUUCACUUUAACAGUAAGUAGACAGUUCAGAAUACCAAAUGAUAUUGUUUAAGAAAGAUGAGUACUCUUUGUGGAAUUCAAAAUGUUUAUCUGGAAAGUUUAGAAGGAAACAAAAAACAGUCAUUACGUAUAAUUUGUGACACACCAUGAAAGUUAUAGGAGACACCAGACCAGCAGUAUGUGUCAGCCAAGUUUAAUGUUGUUCAAGCCUGGUACUACAUGUAGAUGUAUUAUGAAAUUCUAUUAUUUGAUGACAACGGUAUGAAAUGAAAUGACAGAGUGUGCUUCCAUGAUAGACCAUUAGAAGCCAAAGUCGGCUAAAAUCUUUCAAAAAUGUAUCCAUCAAGAUGAAUAGUAAAUAUAUUGAUACAAAUUACUAUAAAAAAUAAAUUGGAAUGUGCAAUACUCAUCAUCAGCCUAGUUCUUAGUAUCAGACCAGUCACCUUCUAGGUGAGGGGAGAUAACUGCAUCGCCCAGAAACGUUGUGUGACAAUGUUCAUGAGUUUAUUGUUGCAGUAUUUAUAUACUCAGUCUCAUUCUGUUAAGUCUUCAAACCUUUAUGUUCAUUAUCGGUAAAUCAAAUUUACAAUAUAUUUCUCAAGUUUUCCAUGGUUCUGUUGGUGUUACAUAUAAUAUGUUCAUUUUAAACAUAGAUAAAACUGCUGGAGACUUUUUCAGUAUUUUUUCCUCAGAAGAUAUAUUCCUGGAGAGAGACUUACAUUUAUUGUAUGUGUGCUGUACACAAAUGGAAUACAUGUAGGUCCUUCUCUGUCAAAUAUGUGCUGUAGUAUACUGGUAAUUCUUCACUCAUAUCGUUUCAUAAAAUCAUGUAUGUGAAUACUUAAAAAAGUAUUUGGCAAAAACAGCUUAGUCCCCACCACACUUCCUAAGGAGACUAUGAUUUUACCCUCAGUUUGUUAGUCUGUUAAUUUGUCUGGGGCAUACCUGAUAUACUCUGUUACCUACAUAUGACAAUUUUUUUUAAUGCAAAUACCUCUUAGUGGAGUGUCACAGAUAUCCGGUCGUUUGUUAACUACAUACCAAGCUAUAUAGCCUUUUGUUCAUCAAUCCUCAUUUUUGCCUUGGGCAUAUCUCUGACUGUAGCCUACAAUUGCCAAACUUUUUAUGUGAGUACCUGUAGGGAUAGAGAAGUGUCACAAACUGAAGGUCAGUCUCAUGACCUGUUCUAUACAGAGUUAUGGCCCUUUUUUCUGUCGUUUUGACUGGGGCAUAUAUACACUGUCACCUUCAAUGGUACCAAAUUUUGUUUGUGACUAGCUCUUCAGAUGGUGGUUAGAAUACUGCAAUUGGAUUUCUUACUUCACUAUACACAGAGUUAUUUCAUUCACCAUCUGUCAUUUCAUCCAGGGCAUUUCAUAUAAUUGUACCCUACUAUUGCCGUAGUUUGUAUGAGAGCACCUAUUGUACUGACAAAGUGUCACAUGUUGAAAUGGUAUCUCAUGAGUCAUUAACCCUUUGUUCAUCCCGAGUCACUUUGUCCAGGACAUCUUUCAUAUACUCUUGUUGCCAUCGAUUGCCAAACUUUUAUGCGAGGACCUCUUUGGGUGGCAGUGCUUUGCAUGUAAAAAAAAUUGUCCUUUGCCCCGCUAGGUACAAGGUGGUUUUUUGCCAACGUAUGCUCAGCAGUUGAUGACUGGUUUGCUUGAAUACAUUGCCCUGUUUUCAAUCCAUAUUAACAGACUUAUAUUCCUUGUUCAAAUGUGUCGACAUAACAGGAAAUGUAGUGAUGAUUUCAAAACCUCACUUCUCAGUAGACAAUACCACUGUGCAGACGUUAGUACAGAUCUUGUUUUAUAUGACUGGUGUGUAAGGUGCAACAGGAAUGAGUGUUUUCUACCUUGUAUGUAGUAUGUUUUAUCUAAAGCAUGGAAUUUGUAGUGAUACCAUACAAAUAACAAUCGUAAGAUAUGUCUUUAACAUUAAUCAAUAAAUACAUAAAAGCAAUGUC
Mizuhopecten yessoensis (Yesso scallop) is the source of this 4052-nucleotide messenger RNA. Its product is annotated as set1/Ash2 histone methyltransferase complex subunit ASH2-like. Lineage: Eukaryota; Metazoa; Mollusca; Bivalvia; Pectinida; Pectinidae. Gene Ontology annotation, molecular function: protein binding; transcription cis-regulatory region binding. Gene Ontology annotation, cellular component: Set1C/COMPASS complex. The transcript has 18 exons. The record is from RefSeq and is a predicted model, not a curated record. The coding region runs from base 44 to 1804 and encodes 586 amino acids.